Messenger RNA from Thlaspi arvense, 759 nucleotides. The record is from the annotation of a GenBank genome assembly. Lineage: Eukaryota; Viridiplantae; Streptophyta; Magnoliopsida; Brassicales; Brassicaceae.
AUGUCGUCAUCGUCAUCAUCCUGGGUCGGACCCGUCGGAGCUUUUCUCAAUGGGUGGAGAUCGAGAGUCGCCGCUGAUCCCCAGUUCCCGUUCAAGGUUCUAAUGGAGGAAUUGGUCGGCGUGAGCGCUUGCGUCCUUGGCGACAUGGCGUCUCGCCCUAAUUUCGGCCUUAACGAGCUUGACUUCGUCUUCUCCACUCUCGUCGUUGGCUGCAUUGUCAAUUUCGUCCUAAUGUAUUUACUUGCCCCAACACUUUCCGCUUCAACCCCCACCCUCCCUUCAAUCUUCGUCAAUUGCCCCACAAGCCACAUGUUUGAAUCUGGAUCGUACACUCUGUUCCAUCGGUUUGGAACUUUUGUGUACAAGGGUGUUCUGUUCGCCGCCGUGGGCUUUGCGGCGGGGCUGGUGGGGACGGCGAUCUCGAACAGUUUAAUAAAGAUGAGGAAGAAGAUGGACCCUAGCUUCGAGACGCCAAACAAGCCGCCGCCAACACUCUUGAAUGCGGCUACGUGGGCGAUUCACAUGGGCGUGAGCAGUAAUUUCCGAUACCAGACUCUAAACGGGAUAGAGUUUAUGCUGGAGAGGGUUUUGCCACCGGUGGUGUUCAAGAGCUCGGUGGUGGUGCUGAGGUGUCUGAAUAACGUGCUUGGAGGAAUGACUUUCGUGAUGCUAGCAAGACUGACGGGGUCGCAGAGCGUGGGGGAGGCGAAGCAGGUGAUAUCGGUGGCUGAUGUCGGCGAAGAUAAGAAGGUUGGCUAA